CCCAGGCGAAAGAUCAAUUCAGUUCAGAAGGAGAUGGUUGUGAAGAUCGUCCAGUUACUGCCAUUGAGACUAUCGUCAUCACAGAGAAGAUCGUUCCUAAAACCCAAGGGAAGAAGAAAAAGAAGCAUGCGCAGCAUGGGACGACCAAACCAGAGAAUGAGCAACCGACUGACGUAGAGUGCAGAAGUGCUCAGAAGACCGUGAGUGACAAGACCGAGAACCUUGAUGUGAAGGUGACGACAAAUGGUCUGGAUAAACUAGCAUCUCAUCCUCCCACCAAUUUGGAUAUUACUAACAAAGAUAGCAUUCAGAGAGUCAUGUCAGUGAGACCCAAAGUACAGUCCAGUGGGAGUUUUGCAGCCAAGAUGGACCCUGUUGGCAUAAAUGCCACUCAGAAAGCCACUUCUAUAAAACUCAAAGUUGAUGCCAGUAAGACAGCCAUGAUGGAAAAUAAGACGUGCAGUUCAGAUUCUCUAAGCACGCGUUUAUCCAGCAUGCUGAAUGAAGACAUCAAGCGCAGGCGAAUCACAGACAAGUUGUCUGGAGCAGUUCCAAUAAGGACGAGGCCACAGCUGCCCGCAAUUUUCCGCCAGGCAAGAAAAGAUGGAGAAGAUACGACCAUGAGAGCUUACAGUGAGGUUGUCAAGCAGAAGACUCCGUCACCCAAAGAAGUUGUGGUUCCUCGUGUAGUCUCAGAGAUCCAGGCGGACCCAGUCCCUGACGACCCCAGAACAUCUUGCUUUGGUGCCAGUUCAGUCCUGUCCCACCCGAUGCCACCAUUAAGUGGACUAAAGAGGGAACAGUUCUGUCAGAGAUAAACAAAGUGGAGAAGAAGGAUGACAGCCGCUUCACUUUGACCAUCCUAAAGGCUUGUAGUAAAGAUCUAGGGCUGUACAAAUGCAGCCUAAACGCCGCCAACAUUUCUGUUUCGACCUCGGAGUACCAUCUCACGUCUGAGGUGCUGAUGGAACUAGUCAUUCCGAGUCAUGAUCAACCAGCUGAGCCCAGGAUUGUGGACGGCGAUGAGGAGAACAUCCAGUGCAGCCCACUUCUCUUCAAGGAAGAUUUUCUUUCGGAUCAAUACUUUGGAGAGAAUCAACCAGCGAGCAUCGUGACUGAAAAGGUCCACUUCGGUGAAGGCAUGCAUCGCAAGGCUUUCAGAACCACUCUCAGAGAAGGCAAUCUGCCGAGCUUCAACCCCGGCCAUCCCUGCGUCCUGAAAGUACACAAUGCCAUCGGCUAUGGGACCAAAAAUAAUGAGGAACUCGUCCAGAAGAACUACAGCCUGGCUGUGGAGGAAUGUCAUGUGCAGAAUACCGCCAGGGAAUAUAUUAAAGCGUACAAUAGUGUGGCCAAGUCUGCAGAAUCAUUUGGAGAGCUGCCAGAAAUCAUCCCGAUUUAUUUGGUGCACCGGCCGUCUAACAACAUCCCUUAUGCUACGCUGGAGGAGGAGCUGCUGGGAGAUUUUGUGAAGUACUCCGUGAAGGACGGGAAGGAGAUCAACCUGAUGCGCAGAGACUCCGAGGCAGGACAGAAAUGCUGCGCCUUCCAGCACUGGGUCUAUACUCAGACCGAGGGCAACCUGCUGGUCACAGAUAUGCAGGGUGUGGGUAUGAAACUGACAGAUGUUGGGAUUGCCACCUGUAAAAAAGGCUAUAAGGGAUUCAGGGGAAAUUGUGCCACGUCCUUCAUUGAUCAGUUCAAGGUUCUGCAUCUGUGUAACCGGUACUGUGAGCUUCUGGGCCUGACGUCCCUCCAGCCCAAGCCCAAGCCAAAACCAAAGCCAAAAACACAACCCGCGCCAAAGAAAAAAACCUUCGGUCCUGUACUGAGCGGCAAGUCCUGAUCACACAGAAACUGAACUUCUGCUAGUAGGAUAACUAGUGUUUUUGGCAUUUUUUUUUUUUUAUCAAUGAAGUCUUGCUCAGGGACGAACUUGUUUCUGAGCUGUUUCUUUAAAUGUAAGAUGACAUUCAUCUGUAAGGACAGUAGGGAGCUGACUUCUUUCUUGAGAGCUCUUUUGUGCCAUUUUAAAUGAGUUUAUUUUUUUA
Carassius auratus (goldfish) is the source of this 2051-nucleotide messenger RNA. Its product is annotated as alpha-protein kinase 2-like. The transcript has 9 exons. Gene Ontology annotation, biological process: protein phosphorylation. NCBI's taxonomy places the organism in Eukaryota, Metazoa, Chordata, Actinopteri, Cypriniformes, Cyprinidae. The record is from RefSeq and is a predicted model, not a curated record. Gene Ontology annotation, molecular function: ATP binding; protein serine/threonine kinase activity. The coding region runs from base 965 to 1846 and encodes 293 amino acids.